AUGAAGUUUUCAUCUAUCAUUGCUUAUGCUGAACUGUACGCUUUGUUUAUGGUGUUAUUUUCAAAGGGUGAUAAAAACGGAAGAAAAUCAAGUGAUUCAGCAGUGGCCCAUGGUGUUUACCUGGAGAGAUGGGACAGAAUAGAUUACAAACGUGUCAAAUUUCUAUUGGCAGAUCCGCGAUUCCCAAACCUGCCAAGUUUAUCAAUAUGUCUUCCAACAUUUGAACAGCCUUCUAAGUGGGGAGAUUUCUUUGGGACCCGUUUGAGAACUUAUUUUGUUCCCCUUCAAACUGGAAACCACUAUUUCUAUCUCUCAUCUGAUGCUGGGAGCAGACUCUACCUCAGCCCAGACGAAACGCCAAAGAUGAAGGCACAGAUUAAUGCCAUAUUUGGUGGCUUUGCCACGUAUCACUACGAAUAUAAUAGGUUCAUUGAUCAAAAAUCCCAACCAGUCUAUCUAUUUAAGGGCAAGUACUAUUACAUGGAAGCUAUAUUCAAAGACGACCAUCAGAACGAUCACCUAGAAGUUGGAUUGAAGACUCCAGAUGGAACAUUUUAUAGAGUAAUUCCAUCAAAGUUCCUCUGGACGAAACUUCCUCCAAAACCAGCACAGAAUGCUACUUACCGGGCAAUUUUACUCAAAGUGGCUGCAAGGGCUGGUGCAAGAGCCGGUUCAUCAUUUGGGGCGAAAUGGGCAAGAAAGAGUGGAGCCAGAGCUGGAGCAAAGGCUGGUGCAAUAGCAGGAAUGAAGGCUGGAGCAUCAGCGGGGGCUCGUGCAGGUGUUGAGGCUGCAAUAAAAAUGGCAUCAAAAACCCUUGAGGAAGCAUUUAACUCUCUUCAUGGUAAUGACGGGCACAAAUUUAAAAUUGUGUUCAAAAAUGGAAGUGUUGUUUCUGUAACUGGUCCGGGAAUGGAAAGUGCCCCUGGGAGAGCAAGCGCCGCUGCAGCCACUGCAGCAUCAGGAGCUACUGGAAGUAGUGGUAACAGUGGUGUUUCUGGAACCCCUGGAAUCGCUGGAACGGCUGGAAUAGCUGGGAAAGCCGGCACUCCUGGCACAGUUGGGACCGUCGUAGCUCCUGGAACUGGAGGUGGAGGUGGAGGUGGAGGAGGAGGUGGGGGCGGAGGAGGGGGUGGAGGGGGAGGUGGUGGAAGUGCCGCAGGCGCCGGAGGUGGAGCCACUGGGGGUAGUGGAGCGAUAGGUGGGGGUAUCGCAGGCGGAGGUUCGGCAGGUGGAACUGUGACAGGUGGUGGUGUUGGUGUUGCUAGUGGAGCAAGUGCUGUUACUGCAGUGUCAACUGGUGUGGCUGGCACUCCUUCACAGGUUACCUCAACCACGAACUCAGCAAGUGGGAGCAGUGUAGCUGUAGGGGCUGGUGAAGAAGAAGUCGAUAGUUAUGCCCUGUCACCUGAAAGGCCAUUAACGAUAAUUCCAAGACCAGGGGAAGAUCCCCAAGCCCUGGCUACAUCACAGGCCAUGCUUUGGCCAAAAGUAGGGGGUGCAACAGGGCUCGUCGCAAAUGCAAUGUACACAUUCCACUCAUGGGGCAUACCAUACAGACAAGAGGAAACCUAUCUAAAUAACUGUUGGCGGUCAGUGAAUGGAGUCCUCCACAUGAAGCCAUUCUGCCAAGCCUUUAUCGCUCGAGUGCCUGCUCUUUAUGUCAAGGCUACCUCAAAGAACUACUCCGUAUCCUUUGAGUCCGCGUGUAGGCCUGGUCAUUUCUUAAGACAAAAGAACUAUCAUUAUCUUCUGGAAAAGAGAGAUGGAACGGAGCUGUUUGAUAAAGACAGCUCCUUUUACAUCUAUUCGGUGAUGAAAUAUCAUCGGAAUCUCCUUUUCAACGCCAUGCACCAAGACUGGUAUAUAUGCGAAGAGAGUAAUUGGAAAGAAAGGGAUCCUGCAAUGGUUCUUGACUUUUACAAAGGUGAGCCGGAUGUUCUACAACGUUGCUCCUUCGCUGUUUACCCGCUCUCGUUAACCAGUAACAAGUACAUGAACUGUAAAAAUGUCCUCGGUCCAGUAAAGCACAGAGAAAUUAACGGACAGUCACUGCCCCACCCACCUCCUUUACUGCCACAUCUUCCUCCGCCGCCUCCUCUCUUGCCUGUAUGUUUGCCAGUGUGCCCGGCUCAAGAAGCGGGAGGAACUUCUGGAGUGGGAGGAACAUCUGCUCCGAAUUUUCCGUCCACAGUUGGAGUUUCAAGCGUCCAAGAGAGUGCACCCAUGUGCGUUGCAUUAAUUUUCAUCAACGACUUCCACAGUCCAUUUAAAAUUUAUUCCCCUCUCAGAAAAGAUGGAUAUCUCGUCAGUGGAUCAGAAUUUCAGCUAAAAUUCAUUGUAAACCGACCCGAGCUGCAUGGCGUUGUGGAAUUCAGUGCCCAAGACCCAGCAGGAAAAAGCAACCUUCUUUUAAACGGAAAAUCAAGUAUUCUGGAACCAGUAGUGCGAGAUUGUCCUAUUUUUCGGAAAAUUUCAGUGACAUCCCUACAAGGUCCAUCUCAGGCAAAUACAUCGAGUAGUUCAUAUGCUCCGCCGGUUGAAUCAGGAAUUCUUUCACCUCAAAAACCAGUACCGUCCCUGCCGUCUCAAUAUGGACCCCCAUCACCACAUUUGCCUCCCGCUCCGCCACCUUUUCCCUCGCCUCCAGCAGAAGCACCUGCCUCUUCCACUUCUCAUACUCCAUCGGCAAAUGAACCGUCAGUUGCUCCCCCUCCGGUACCAGCUUCAGCUCCUCCUUCCCCGAGUCCAGCAUCAGCAUCGCACCACAAAGAUAAUGGAUCCUUUCACUAUCAUUUCCAUUAUCACCGGUCGAAGAAUCCUUUAAAUGGUAAAGAGAUUAUAAUUGUUCUUAUACGAAAAGUAGUUCUCGUUAUUUAG
Molecule: messenger RNA, 2877 nt
Organism: Pocillopora verrucosa
Lineage: Eukaryota; Metazoa; Cnidaria; Anthozoa; Scleractinia; Pocilloporidae
Source: RefSeq, a predicted model, not a curated record